Messenger RNA from Melopsittacus undulatus (budgerigar), 9344 nucleotides. It is a transcript of the gene UNC79, whose product is annotated as unc-79 homolog, NALCN channel complex subunit. Bases 115 to 8172 code for a protein of 2685 amino acids. The transcript has 51 exons. Lineage: Eukaryota; Metazoa; Chordata; Aves; Psittaciformes; Psittaculidae. Gene Ontology annotation, molecular function: protein binding. The record is from RefSeq and is a predicted model, not a curated record.
CCUGCGGCAGCGGCAGCGCUGAGGAGCCGGCGCGCUGGCUGCCGCUAUCGCCGACGCUACCGCGGCUGGGGACGGGCGCUCCUCUGCGGCUGAGGGGCAGAGCGGGGCGGCAGCAUGUCUACUAAGGCGGAGCAGUUUGCUUCCAAAAUCCGAUACCUUCAGGAAUACCACAAUCGGGUCCUCCACAACAUUUACCCUGUGCCCUCUGGAACUGACAUUGCAAAUACUCUGAAAUACUUUUCUCAGACGUUAUUGAGCAUUUUGUCCCGCACAGGGAAGAAGGAGAAUCAAGAUGCCUCCAAUUUGACAGUGCCCAUGACCAUGUGUCUUUUUCCUGUGCCAUUCCCACUCACCCCAUCUCUAAGACCACAGGUCAGUUCCAUCAACCCUACUGUUACUCGCUCCCUCCUUUACAGCGUCCUGCGAGAUGCUCCAUCUGAACGUGGCCAGCAAAGUCGUGAUGCUCAGUUAUCAGACUACCCAUCUUUGGACUAUCAAGGACUUUACGUGACACUGGUGACACUGCUGGAUCUAGUUCCCUUGCUACAACAUGGUCAACAUGAUCUUGGGCAGUCAAUUUUUUACACUACUACGUGCUUACUUCCUUUUCUCAAUGAUGAUAUUUUGAGUACUUUACCCUAUACAAUGAUUUCAACACUAGCUACCUUUCCUCCAUUUCUGCACAAGGAUAUUAUAGAGUAUCUCAGCACAUCUUUUCUGCCUAUGGCUAUAUUGGGAUCCUCAAAAAGAGAAGGUGUUCCAGCACAUGUCAAUCUGUCUGCAUCAUCAAUGCUAAUGAUUGCAAUGCAGUAUACAUCAAACCCGGUGUAUCACUGCCAGUUAUUGGAAUGCCUCAUGAAAUAUAAGCAAGAAGUGUGGAAAGAUUUGUUAUACGUUAUAGCUUACGGGCCGUCUCAAGUUAAACCUCCAGCAGUACAAAUGUUAUUUCACUAUUGGCCCAAUUUAAAACCUCCUGGGGCAAUCAGUGAAUACAGAGGACUGCAGUACACAGCCUGGAAUCCUAUUCAUUGCCAGCACAUUGAGUGCCAUAAUGCAAUUAACAAACCAGCUGUGAAGAUGUGCAUUGAUCCAUCCUUGUCUGUGGCUUUGGGUGAUAAGCCACCUCCCCUAUAUCUUUGUGAAGAAUGCAGCCAGAGAAUUGCAGGGGAUCACAGUGAAUGGUUGAUUGAUGUUCUUCUACCACAAGCUGAAAUUUCUGCUAUAUGUCAGAAGAAGAACUGUAGUUCACAUGUCAGAAGAGCUGUUGUCACAUGCUUCUCAGCGGGCUGCUGUGGCCGCCAUGGCAACAGGCCAGUGCGCUAUUGCAAAAGAUGCCAUUCGAAUCAUCAUAGCAGUGAAGUUGGGGCAGCUGCAGAAACCCAUCUUUAUCAGACCUCACCACCCCCUAUCAAUACCCGGGAGUGUGGGGCAGAGGAACUUGUGUGUACUGUGGAAGCUGUGAUCAGCUUGCUGAAGGAAGCAGAGUUUCAUGCUGAGCAGAGGGAGCAUGAGCUCAACCGCAGGAGACAGAUGGGCCUCUCCUCUUCCCAUCACUCCCUGGACAACACAGACUUUGAUAACAAAGAUGAUGACAAGCAUGAUCAGCGCCUCCUGAGCCAGUUUGGAAUCUGGUUCUUGGUGAGCCUUUGCACUCCUAGUGAGAAUACACCCACGGAGAGUUUAGCAAGGCUGGUUAGCAUGGUGUUCCAGUGGUUUCACUCUACAGCUUACAUGAUGGACGAUGAAGUUGGUAGCCUGGUUGAAAAGCUCAAACCCCAGUUUGUUACGAAGUGGUUAAAGACUGUUUGUGAUGUCCGGUUUGAUGUCAUGGUUAUGUGCCUCCUUCCUAAACCAAUGGAGUUUGCCAGGGUUGGCGGAUACUGGGACAAAUCAUGUAGUGCUGUGACCCAAUUAAAAGAAGGGCUGAAUCGAAUCCUUUGCUUGAUUCCAUACAAUGUGAUAAACCAGCCGGUGUGGGAAUGUAUCAUGCCAGAGUGGUUGGAAGCUAUAAGGAUGGAAGUGCCUGAUAAUCAACUGAAAGAGUUCCGGGAAGUGUUGAGCAAAAUGUUUGACACUGAACUUUGCCCUCUCCCAUUCUCUAUGGAGGAGAUGUUUGGCUUCAUUAGCUGUCGAUUCACAGGGUAUCCAUCCUCUGUGCAAGAGCAAGCAUUGCUUUGGCUGCACGUGUUAUCUGAACUAGACAUUGUUGUUCCUCUUCAGUUACUAAUCAGCAUGUUUUCUGAUGGAGUUAAUUCUGUAAAAGAAUUAGCAAAUCAAAGAAAAUCCAGAGUUAGUGAACUCGUGGGAAACAUUGCAGCUCGGAGGGUAAGCAUUGCUUCUGAUCCUGGGCGCAGAGUUCAGCACACCAUGCUGAGUCCUUUCCCAAGCCCUUUCCAGAGCCCAUUUCGGAGUCCAAUACGUAGUCCUUUUCACAGCCCUUUCAAGAAUUUUGGACACCCCAGUGGAAAGACAAUUGAUUUUGACUGUGAAGAUGAUGAAAUGAAUCUUAAUUGCUUCAUUCUGAUGUUUGACCUCAUCUUGAAGCAGAUGGAACUCCAGGAUGAUGGUGUCACUUUGGGCUUAGAGAACAGCAUUUCAAAAGAUAUAAUAUCCAUCAUAAACAAUGUGUUCCAGGCACCCUGGGGUGGUUCUCAUACCUGUCAGAAAGAUGAAAAAGCAGUUGAAUGUUGUCUGUGUCAGUCCAGCAUUCUCUGUUACCAGCUGGGUUUUGAGCUGCUAGAACAACUUGCUCCAAAAGAAGAAAUCAGGCUUGUGGAGCCCACAGAUAACCUCGAGGAUAGUCUUCUGUAUACUAGACCUGAGUUUAUUAUAGGAACUGAAGGAGAAGAGGAAGACAAAUCAGCACCAAAGCAUGGAGAAAACCCAGGAAAUCACACAGAGACAGCAGAAAAUGCUGCGAUAAAGAAUGACACAGAAAGGAAAUUUUGUUAUCAGCAGCUUCCAGUUACCUUGAAGCUCAUAUAUACAAUAUUACAGGAAAUGUCAAGGUUUGAAGAACCAGACAUUCUUUUUAAUAUGCUGAACUGUCUGAAGAUCCUGUGUCUUCAUGGGGAAUGCCUCUAUAUAGCAAGAAAGGACCAUCCACAAUUUCUUGCCUAUAUUCAAGAUCACAUGCUGAUUGCAAGCUUAUGGGGAGUUGUGAAGUCUGAAUUCUCUCAGCUUUCUUCUUUGGCAGUCCCCCUUCUUCUCCAUGCACUUUCACUUCCCCAUGGAGCUGACAUUUUCUGGACAAUAAUAAACAGCAAUUUCAACAGCAAAGAUUGGAAGAUGAGAUUUGAAGCAGUGGAGAAGGUGGCUGUAUUGUGCAGAUUUUUGGAUAUUCACUCCGUGACAAAAAACCACCUACUGAAGUACUCUUUGGCUCACGCAUUCUGCUGUUUCUUGACUGCUGUGGAAGAUGUCAACCCAGCAGUAGCCACAAGAGCUGGGCUGUUACUUGACACUAUAAAGAGGCCAGCUUUACAGGGUCUCUGCCUCUGCCUUGAUUUCCAGUUUGACACAGUUGUCAAGGACAGGCCCACGAUUCUUAGUAAGCUUUUGCUACUUCAUUUUCUAAAAGCAGAUAUUCCAGCUUUGAGCUGGGAGUUCUUUGUGAAUCGCUUUGAGACCUUGUCUCUGGAAGCACAGCUUCAUCUGGACUGCAACAAAGAAUUCCCUUUCCCAACAACUAUCACUGCUGUCCGGACAAAUGUCGCCAACCUCAGUGAUGCAGCAAUGUGGAAGAUCAAGAGGGCUCGUUUCGCACGUAAUCGUCAGAAGAGUGUGCGUUCCCUGAGGGACAGUGUGAAGGGACCAGUGGAGUCAAAGAGAGCGCUCUCCCUUCCAGAAACCUUAACCACCAAAAUUCGACAACCCUCCCCAGAGAAUGAUAACACAAUAAAAGACCUGCUGCCAGAGGAUGCUGGGAUUGAUCACCAAACAGUACACCAGCUCAUUACUGUGCUAAUGAAGUUUAUGGCAAAGGAUGAGAGCAGUGCCGAGUCGGACAUCAGUAGCGCUAAAGCUUUCAACACAGUCAAGCGCCAUCUAUACGUGCUGCUUGGUUAUGAUCAGCAGGAAGGAUGCUUUAUGAUUGCACCACAAAAAAUGCGUGUUUCAACAUGCUUUAAUGCCUUUAUUGCUGGAAUAGCACAAGUGAUGGACUAUAACAUCAACCUGGGAAAACACCUUCUUCCCUUGGUGGUGCAGGUGUUGAAAUAUUGCACUUGUCCUCAGCUAAGGCAUUACUUUCAGCAGCCUCCUCGCUGCUCCCUCUGGUCUCUCAAACCUCACAUUCGGCAGAUGUGGCUAAAGGCUCUGCUUGUCAUUCUCUAUAAGUACCCCUACAGAGACUGUGAAAUCAGCAAGAUUGUACUUCACCUAAUCCACAUCACAGUCAAUACCCUCAACGCUCAAUAUCACAGCUGCAAGCCCCACGCAACUGCUGGUCCUUUGUAUAGUGACAACAGUAACAUAAGCCGAUACAGUGAAAAGGAGAAAGAGGAAGACAGUGUUUUUGAUGAAUCUGAUAUUCAUGAUACACCAACUGGACCUUGCAAUAAAGAAUCUCAAACUUUCUUUGCAAGACUGAAAAGAAUUGGUGGCAGCAAAAUGGUGAAAUAUCAACCAGUUGAGAUGAAUGCUCAGAGAAGUGAAAUAGAGCUGGCUGAAUAUAGAGAGACGGGGGCCUUACAAGACAGUAUUCUACGCUGUGUGAGAGAAGAAAGCAUUCAGAAAAAAAAACUGCGCUCUCUAAAACAAAAAUCUCUUGAUAUAGGGAAUGCAGACUCCCUGUUGUUUUCAUUAGAUGAACAUCGCAGGAAGUCCUGCAUAGACCGGUGUGACUUAGAAAAACCUCCUGUCCCUGCUGCUUACGCCAUACACCGGCAGAGUGAUUAUGGACAAUCUGGACAGAAUUCUUCUACUAAACCUGAAAAUACAGAAACACAAGAAAAUCUUCCUCGCACGGAGAGUUUCCAGGAAACAAGACGACCUGUCAUACCAGAAGUUAGGCUAAACUGUAUGGAAACCUAUGAAGUGAAAGUGGACUCUCCGGUUAAAUCUGGUAGUCCUAAGGAAGAUUUAGAUCUGAUAGAUUUGUCCUCUGACUCAACAUCAGGUCCUGAAAAACAUUCAGUACUCUCCACUUCAGACAGUGACUCUUUGGUCUUUGAACCACUUCCUCCCCUUAGAAUAGUGGAGAGUGAUGAAGAAGAAACAACAAACCAGCUGAAUGAUGAGAUCUCUGGGAAAACUACUGCAUCAUUUCCCUCAACUCCAAUCAAUGUCUCUGCACUCAGCCUCAGCACAACACCGCUAGUCCAGUUCAGCAUUGAAGAUUGCUCCAAAGACUUUAGUUCUAAGGAUACAAGCAACAGUACUUCAGCAGGAAUAGAGGACAUCCUUUCUGUUUCUCCUAAAGAUCAAAAGGACUCAUCAGAGUUAGCUAAGCCAGAAGAACUUCAGGACAUGUCCUGUGGGAGCCCACUAACACUGAAACAGAAAAGAGACCUGCUGCAGAAGUCAUUUGCCCUUCCAGAAAUGUCCCUUGAUGAUAACUCUGAGCUCAGCAUAGAGGAAAUUAGAUCUAGUGGAGCAAUUCCAAGCCCAAAUGUAAAGACAGUCCUUAUUAAAGUCCCCGAAGAUUCUGAAAACCAAACAGAAAGUGGUAAACUUGAUGCCAACACAGAGUCUGACACUGAACAAAACAUGGAGCAGAAACAAGAAGAGGAGAUCGAAGAGUCAGAAUUCAAGAUUCAGAUUGUUCCUCGCCAGAGGAAACAGAGGAAGAUUGCUGUGAGUGCUAUUCAGAGAGAAUACCUGGACAUUUCUUUCAACAUCCUUGACAAGCUGGGAGAGCAGAAGGAGGCAGACCCUGCUGCCAAGGGACUUUCAACACUGGAAAUGCCAAGAGAGUCAUCAUCUGCACCGACCCUUGAAGCAGGAGUCCCAGAGACAAGUAGUCACUCCUCCAUAUCAACUCAGUUCAGACAAAUGAAAAGAGGCUCUUUGGGAGCUCUGACAAUGAACCAGCUAAUGAAGAGGCAGCUGGAACACCAGUCUAGUGCUCCCCACAAUAUCAGCACUUGGGAUACUGAGCAGACACAGCAUGGAAAGCGGCUGUGCAAUGUCCCUGUUUGCCUAAACCCCGACUUGGAGGGACCGCCACUAAGAAUCAGAGGUGCCACAAAAUCUAGCUUGCUGUCAGCACCCAGUAUAGUUAGUAUGUUUGUACCUGCGCCAGAAGAAUUUGCUGAUGACCAGCCCAUUAUGAUGACUGACAAGUGUCAUGACUGUGGGGCUAUUCUUGAAGAAUAUGAUGAAGAAACACUAGGCCUGGCCAUAGUUGUGCUGUCAACCUUCAUUCACCUUAGUCCAGACUUGGCUGCUCCUCUGCUGCUGGACAUCAUGCAGUCUGUAGGAAGGUUGGCAUCAAGUACCAGUUUUUCUAAUCAAGCAGAAAGUAUGAUGAUCCCUGGAAAUGCUGCAGGUGUGGCCAAGCAGUUCCUCCGUUGUGUGUUCCAUCAGCUGGCUCCCAAUGGUAUCUUCCCCCAGCUCUUCCAGAGCAAUAUUAAAGAUGGAAGUUUUUUACGGACCUUGGCCAUGUCUCUUAUGGACUUCAGUGAGCUGAGUUCCAUUGCUGCUCUGAGCCAGCUGUUAGAGGGUUUAAACAACAAAAAGAAUCUGCCAGCAGGGGGUGCAAUGCUACGCUGUUUGGAAAAUAUUGCUACCUUCAUGGAAGCCUUGCCUAUGGAUUCACCCAGCAACCUCUGGACCACAAUUAGUAAUCAGUUUCAGACCUUCCUUACUAAACUCCCCUGUGUUUUGCCACUUAAGUGUUCUUUAGAUUCUAGUUUAAGAAUCAUGAUUUGCUUGUUAAAGAUACCUACCACUAGUGCCACCAGGAGUCUCCUGGAGCCUUUUUCAAAAUUACUAAGCUUUAUAAUUCAGAAUGCUGUCUUCACUCUGGCCUACCUGGUGGAACUGUGUGGGCUGUGCUACCGGGCCUUCACUAAGGAAAGGGAUAAAUUCUACUUGACACGCAGUGUCAUACUGGAGUUAUUGCAGGCACUCAAGUUGAAGUCACCAUUACCAGACAUGAAUCUGCUGCUGUUGGUGCAGUUUGUUUGUGCAGAUGCAGGAACAAAGCUAGCUGAGUCGACAAUCUUGCAUAAACAGAUGAUUGCUUCUAUGCCUGGAUGCGGAACAGCAGCAAUGGAAUGCAUGAGGCAGUAUAUUGGGGAAGUGCUGGAUUUCAUUGCAGAUAUGCAUACCUUAACCAAAUUAAAGAGCCACAUGAAGACUUGUUCACAGCCACUGCAUGAAGACACAUUUGGUGGACAUCUGAAAGUUGGUUUAGCUCAGAUUGCUGCUAUGGAAAUCACCCGGGGAAACCACAGAGACAACAAAGCUGUGAUCCGAUAUUUGCCUUGGCUUUACCAUCCUCCUUCUGCAAUGCAACAAGGGCCCAAAGAGUUCAUAGAAUGUGUAUCACACAUUCGUUUGCUGUCCUGGUUACUUCUGGGGUCUCUGACACACAAUGUUGUCUGUCCAAAUUCUCCAUCAUCUUGCAUGCCUAUUCCACUGGAUGCGGGUUCACAAAUUGCUGACCACCUUAUUGUCAUUCUGAUUGGGUUUCCAGAGCAAUCAAAGACAUCUGUUCUGCACAUGUGUUCCCUCUUCCAUGCAUUUAUAUUUGCUCAGCUCUGGACAGUGUAUUGUGAACAAACAGCGGUAGCUCCAACAGUCCAGAAUCAGAACGAAUUUAGCUUUACAGCAAUCCUUACAGCCCUGGAGUUCUGGAGCCGAGUGACACCUAGCAUCCUACAGCUAAUGGCACAUAACAAAGUGAUGGUGGAAAUGGUGUGCCUGCAUGUGAUCAGUUUAAUGGAGGCUUUACAGGAAUGCAACUCUACUAUCUUUGUAAAGCUCAUACCAAUGUGGCUGCCAAUGAUCCAGUCAAAUCUAAAGCAUUUAUCUGCCGGACUCCAGCUUCGCCUCCAAGCUAUCCAGAGCAAUGUCAACCAUCACAGCCUAAGGAUGUUACAGGGGUCAGGACAAAUGAACAAUAGCUCAUCUGUGCUCCGCAAGUGGCUACAGUGUACCCAAUUUAAAAUGGCUCAAGUAGAAAUUCAGUCGUCAGAAGCUGCAUCUCAGUUUUAUCCUUUAUGAUUCAUGUAAUUUGUUCCAAAUGUUCACUUUUAGCCAAGCAAUAACAGGGGUAGAGCUGUAAAAGACCAUUUGUAUAAAUCAGUAUACAGAGUAUAUACUGUAUCUAUACUUUUUAGCCUAGGAAAUACUGUGGAAAAGCUUAUAAUGGAUGAAGCUAAGAGCCUGAUCCUGCCAAUCUUUGAUUUUACUUAGGAUCAACAGGUUCUUAAAUCUGCAUUCAUGAACAUGUAUUUGCAGCAUUGGACUUAAAUCUAUCACAUUGUACAUAUCUGAUCACUAAGAUAUCUUGUUCUGAAAUGUUUCUUUAUAUUAUUUUUGAAGCUAAGACAACAAUCACUUUUCUUUAACUUUUUUUUUAAUAGAAUUGUGGGUAUUCACAAACACGGAAGUGCUCUGUUGCUAUUUUUUGAUGAUAAAAGAAAACAGGGGUUUUAGGAAUCUUUAUAGGAGGAUUUUUUUUUGUGGGGGUAUGUCUUUUUUUUAGAUUCACAGCUGGCAAUGCAAUAAAACCUGUCACUAUAAAACCGUGAUCUUCUAAUGAGACUUUUUGUCAUCAUCUUCUGGGAAAACAGCAGCUUGUAAGGAGAGUUAUUAUAAAGUGCACUUAGAAAUUAGGUUGUUAAACUGUGCUGAUUUGUUUGUCUUUUCUUCAGUACUGUUUUCCAAAACUGCCAAGUCUGAUUUAUUAUUUUUUGAAAUAUUGCUUUUACUUACUCCAUUGAUUCCGUGCUGCUCUUCUUUGUAGGUUUCAUAGAAGCCUCUUUAAUUUUGUGACUACUGUAUUGUAUUCUUCUGUCAAUACUUGUAAAUGGUGCAAUUAAAAAUGGAUAUCCCACACCUAUUCUUGAUGUCUACAGAACUUAUAUUGCAAACUUCAAGAGGAAUGUGAUUAGACCUAAACUUUUUCAUAAUGAUAUUUAUGAAUCAAAGCAUUCUCGUACUGUUGUAUUAAGCAUGAUGUUUAAUAACAGAUUGAUUUUAAUAUCAUUAAGAGACUCAGCCAAAGCUGAUUAGAAUCUAAGGAGACUCAAGUCAGUGGAUUUUAUAUAAAAUUGUGAGAGACCGUGAUUUACCACGAUUUACCACCUCUUGUAAUUAAUACUUAAAUCUGUGCAAUCACAGUUGCAUUUUCUGUAUUUUUUCCUGUAGUGCGCUGAUUAGAAGAAUAACAA